CACAUAAUAAUGAUGUUGAAAUAUAUAAUUCCAUCAUCUGUAUCCAUAUCAUCAUCAUCAUCAUCAUUAUUACAAAUGUUUAGAACGUUUCAAUUAAUUCUAAUCAUUUGUUGUAUCAUUCCAUUAAUUUCAUCAUCAUCAUCAUCAUCAUUAUCAACAUUAGAUCAUUCACAAAAACAUUAUCACAAUAAUCAUCAUCACAUUAAUGAACACAAACUGCAUCAUCAUCGACAAACUGAUGAUUAUUCGACAAAUAUCGUUAGCCAUGGUCAUUCAAUUCGAUAUUAUGAUGAUGAAGAUGAUGAUAAUAAUAAUAAUAAAAUCUAUAAACGAAUACGUAAACAUUCACGUUCAUCGUUGAUUGACGAUGAUUCAACAUCAUUACCAAUAAGUGGUGAUGAUCAUGAAUCAAACAUACCAGUUUCGGAUAUUAGUGUGCAACCAGAAUUAUCAUCAUCGAUAAUCGAUUUUAAUUAUAUAACUAAUGGUGAAAAUAAUAAUAUUACCGAUCAUUUGUCAACAAUCGAUGGUGAAGAUGAUACAUCGAUAACAUAUGAUGAUCGUCUAUGUCCAAGAGAUCGUGAAGAAGCUAAAGCACGUGGCCAAUCAUGUUUACGUAAAUGUAAUUCACAUAAAGAUUGUAUAUCAUCAAAACGUCGUUGCCUUUGUGAUGGUCUUUGUGGUUGGAGCUGUAUAAGACCCGAUUUAAAUUGUGAAGAAUUACCAGGCGUCGCUAACAGCCGUUACACAUUAACGAAUGAAAAUUUUUUCCAUUCAAAAUUGAUUUACGAAUGUGACCCCGGUUUUAUUAUGUCCGGCACUGGACGUGAACGUAUUUGUCAAGGUGAUGGUUCCUGGAGUGGUUGGCCACCACAAUGUAAAACUAGACCUGUUUGUGGAACACCACCAUUCAUACCACAUUCAAAACAUUCAGAUUUAGUUGGCACCGAAUUUGAGCUAAAUAAAACCGUUAUAUAUGAAUGUUUCAAUGGUUAUGAACCAAAUGGUUCAACUGAAGCAUUAUGUGUCCAUCGUAAUGAUACAGUAUUUUGGUCGAUCGAUUUAAUUUGUGUUCGUAAAAAUUGUGGUGAUCCAGGUAAUAUUGAAAAUGGUUAUAGAAAAAUAUCUGGCUAUGUAUUCACAUCGAGUGUUAAUUAUUUUUGCAAUGAUGGCUACAUAUUGGCUGGACGUGCAUUACAUUAUUGCCAAUCCGAUGGACAUUGGGGCGGAGAAUUACCUGUAUGUAAACCUGUUAAAUGUAGCCAACCAAAAGAUCCACAAAAUGGUCGAGCUUUCUAUGACAAUUAUACUUAUGGUUCAAUAGUUAAAUAUCAAUGUAAAAGUAAUUUUAAACUACAUGGACCACAGAAUCGUACUUGUCAAUCGAAUCGUGAAUGGUCGGGUGAUGAACCUGAAUGUAAAAUAAUUGAUUGUGGCCAACCGGAUCCAUUUCCAAAUGGUUACAUUGAAAUACAAUCAACAACAAUUGGUUCGACAAUUUAUUUCUAUUGUUUUGAUGGCAUGAUUUUCGAUGGUCAAUAUACAAAUAGUACUUGUACAAUAAACGGUACAUGGAAUCCAUAUCCAUUUCCCAAAUGUUUGGCACCAUGUUCGAUACCGCAAAUUAUCAAUGGUAUGGUUGAAAAUCUACCACCACGUACAAAGAUUCAACAUGGCCAACCAAUAAACGUGACAUGCAUAACAAAUUAUGAUCUAGCAUAUCAAUCUAAUCCAAUUGUUUGCUAUAAUGGUAGCUGGUCACAAUCACCGACCUGUGUGCCAGCACGAUGUAAAAAAUUGCCAACACGACCAAACAAUGGUUUUGUUGUUGCACCAAAAACUGAACAUGGUAUGCGUGCCCUUUUCAUAUGCAAUGAUGGCUAUAUAUUGGAAGGACCAAAUAUUACAUAUUGCCAUUUUGGUGUUUGGAAUAUUUCAUCGCCAACCUGUAAUCCAAUUUAUUGCCAAUUUCCUGGCUAUAUUGAAAAUGGAAAAGUAAUGCUUGUUGGCCAUAUGGGAAUGUAUGAUUAUCCACCAUAUGUUAAACAUGUAACCAAUAAUAAACAAAUAAUAUUUGAAUGUGAUCGUGGAUAUCAUAUUGUUGAUGGACCACCGGGUGCCACUUGUGUGGAUGGCCAAUGGUCACCAUCUAAAUUACCAAGAUGUGAAAUUUAUUCACAUCCAAAAUUAUUACGAUGGAAUCGUUCAGUGAAAACAUUGAUGCGAUAUAAUGAAGAAUUGGAUACAAAUGAACGUUUUGAACAACAACAGGAAUCAACGAUUGUCAAAUCAACAUCAUCACAACAACAACGGAGACGAAAACGUCAUCAUUCUAAACCUUCUUGUGCACGAUUACCGGAAAAAAAUUGGAUGACAAUUUCAAUUGUACGCCUUGGAAAUGGUAAUAAUACAUAUCCACAUGGUACACGUAUACGUAUAGCCUGUGAUGAUGGUUAUGUAACGACGAAUCCAAAUCGUACUUUGAUUAAAUGUGCAAAAGGCCGAUGGAAACCAGAAUUACCGGAUUGUAUACCAGCUCCAUGCAUAACACCGACAGUGCCAAAUGCACGUUUUCAUCUUCAUCGUCGGCUUUUACAACCAGGUGAAUUGGUUAAACAUGAAAAUCGUAUUGAAUUUAUUUGUGAAGAUGGCUAUCAUGAACCAAUACCAUUAACUAAUGUAACAUUACGUUGUUCAUAUGGUUCAUGGGAUUCAUUUUCAUCCAGUCAGAUUUGUGUACCAAAACCAUGUCGGCUACAACGACGUCAUCUACCAAAUGGUUAUUAUCUUGAUCUUACAUUCGAUACAGAUGGAACAUUUAUCGAACAUGAUAGUGCAGUAUUAUUUGAAUGUUUACCUGGUUUUAAAUCGAAUAAAACCGGUGAAUAUCGAUGUUCAUUUGGAAAAAUUGAUCCAGAAUUACCGCAAUGUGUGCCAGAAAAUUCCAAUAAUAUUGAUCAUUCAACACCGUCUCCACAAUUUUAUAAUGAUGGUUCCAUAUCGAAUCGAUGUCGGUCACCGGAAAAGAUUGAAAAUGCACUAAUUUAUUUUGAUCAAUUACUUAGCCAACGUUUAACAUUGAUUGGUGUUGCACAAGUAGAUCAUUUAAUGUCUACAUAUGAUGAUUUUAAUUUGACAAAUGGCCGGAACUUGGACUAUCGUUAUGUUCAACAAUCACCAUUACCGUUUGAAUAUGAUCAUGGAACAGAAAUUGUAUUCCGUUGUGUAACGUAUGCUUCUAAAAUGGCCACCAAACCAAUUAAUAAUGAUGAUGAAUCGGUUACGGCUAACCAAACAACAUCGACACGUAGUACAUGGAUUAUUCGAUGUGAAAACGGUAACUGGAUUGGACGAUCAUUUGAAUGUGAAAAUGAUUUCAUAGAAAUGGAACCUGAAGAGAAAGAAGAACUAAUGAUGUUGAAAGAAUCAAAUGAUUUGAAUCUAUUCCAUGGAUUUAGUGGAAAUGGUUCAUGUAUGGCUUAUACAAAUGAUUCGAAUAUUCGAAUGUAUAAUGGUGAACAGAUCAUUUUGAAUGGAACAUUCGUCGUACAUGGAACGGCAAUUAAAAUAAGUUGUUCAGAUAUUGGCCGUUAUCAAUUGAUUGGAUCAAAAGAUCGUAUCUGUCAUAAUGGUAUCUGGUCACGUAGUGAUCCAUAUUGUGCCGGCCUUUCACAGGAAUAUGAUUAUUCUUUGGAUAAAUCACCAACAAUAUUAUUUCGUAAUCAACUUGGACCAAUAGCUCAAUCAUAUCAAGGAAAAUUGAUUGUUUAUCCUGGAACAAUUUUACAUCUGGAUUGUUUAUGGAAACGUAAAUAUGGUACACCACAAUGGUCAUGGAAAUUGGCACAACGUCAAUAUCUUCAAUAUUGGACAACGGACUCUUCGUUAGAAUAUCGGUUGACCAUAUUUCAUGCACAGGAAAGUGAUUCCGGCCUAUAUACAUGUCAAACUCCUAAUCUACAUAUACAUACGGUUGAGAUUAAAGUUCGAGCGAUCCAUUGUCCUAAUUUAAAUCUAACAACAACAACAACAACAACAACAAUGGCCAAUAAUGUUGAUUAUAUGGAUGAUAGUAAUGAUGCAAAUUCAACAAAUCCAACAACAACAUCAAUACCGACAAUGUCAACAUCGUUAUUACGUAUAGCUGAAACAAUAACUAAUGGAGAGAAUAAUAAUAAAAUGGGUACAAUCAUCCAUUUUGAAUGUACACUUGGUACGAUUUUGGUUGGCCAACAUUCAAUACAAUGUCUACCAAAUGGACAAUGGUCAGAUUCCAUUCCCACUUGUAAUGUUACACAAUGUUAUGAUCUAACAUCGAAUUUGACAACCAUUGUACAGAGGCAAAGGAAUCAAUCUGAUGAUGAUGUAGAAUCACAAACAUUGCAAAGAAAUUCACCAAGAAUUGAAUCAGCACAAAUUGUCGAAAUAAAUCGUACGAUUGGAUCAAAAGUUAUAUUCACAUGUCCACGUGGUUAUGGCCUAAAAGGUAGUAAUCAUGAAUUAGAAUGUUUACCAUCUGGUCAUUGGUCUGGAUCGAUUCCAUAUUGUCAAGAAGUUCGUUGUGGUGAUCCGAUGAUACCAAAAAAUGGUUACAUUGAAGGCAUUUCAAUGGAUCAACAAAUGAAUGUAUAUUUUGCUGGUGAUAUUGUCCAAUAUGCAUGUAAUGAUGGAUACAUGAUCGAUGGGAAUCCAAUAUCGAUUUGUCAAGAAAAUGGACGUUGGUCAGGGCCGAUUACAAAAUGUAAACCUUCCUGUAAUUAUCCUGGUCUAAUGCAUGGUUCAAGAUUAGUUUCGGAAGUAAAAUUUUUCUACGAAGUCAAUGAGACUAUAAAUUUUGAAUGCUAUGAAGGUACACGAGUGAAAGGAAAUCGUUCCAUUAAAUGUAUAUCUAGUGGCCGUUGGAGUGGUCCAAUACCGGAAUGUAUUCCUAUCAAUAUGAAUUUAGAUCAAAAUGAUGAUAAUAUUGAUAUCUAUCAUUAAUCAAAAAAAUGGAUGAUGAAGAAACAAAAAAAAACAGCAAAUAACGCAAUCAUUUGAAUCGAUUUGUCGUGCCUUCACCAAUCACCAUCAAUUAUCAUCAACAUCAUAAUCAUAAUCAUCAUCAUUAUCAUUAUGAUUGAUUCAGAUACAAUUACCAUUUAUAUGGAAAUCAAUUUGUACAAACAAACAAACAAACAAAAAAUUUUUCUUGAUUUAAUAAAAAAAAAAUU
Messenger RNA from Dermatophagoides farinae (American house dust mite), 5210 nucleotides. Its product is annotated as sushi, von Willebrand factor type A, EGF and pentraxin domain-containing protein 1. The record is from RefSeq and is a predicted model, not a curated record. Lineage: Eukaryota; Metazoa; Arthropoda; Arachnida; Sarcoptiformes; Pyroglyphidae.